Grammomys surdaster is the source of this 1557-nucleotide messenger RNA. RefSeq names its product apolipoprotein C2 (gene Apoc2). Lineage: Eukaryota; Metazoa; Chordata; Mammalia; Rodentia; Muridae. Gene Ontology annotation, biological process: positive regulation of phospholipase activity; chylomicron remnant clearance; positive regulation of phospholipid catabolic process. The transcript is spliced from 4 exons. Gene Ontology annotation, molecular function: lipoprotein lipase activator activity; phospholipase binding; phospholipase activator activity. The coding region runs from base 1096 to 1389 and encodes 97 amino acids. Gene Ontology annotation, cellular component: low-density lipoprotein particle; very-low-density lipoprotein particle; spherical high-density lipoprotein particle. The record is from RefSeq and is a predicted model, not a curated record.
AAGGGGCCAAAAUGAUAACCCCCCACCCCCAGCCCACGGGUUCCGGCCUGAACUGAACAGGAGACUUCCAGGCGCCAGCUCAGAUUCAGGAGGCAAAGUCUUGGAGGCCAGUAUGGGUCAGGUGACCCAUAUCCUUACAAUGUCCCUCUCUUCCAAGAACAUGCAGACCGUAUGCAGUAUUCCAAGUGGGUUCCACAAAUCCAGAAAGCCCUCCACAAUAUCCAACCACACCUCUCUCUCUCAGGAAUCGGGGGAUUGUCUCUUUUUUGUGGGAGACGGUAGGGGGAGGCUCUAGGGAUCGAACCCAGGGCCCAACACGUGCCAGGUCAUGCCCUGUCACUGAGUCCCAGCCCCAGGGUUCUUUUUGAAAUUACAUUUAUUGAGGGUAUGACAAGGUAGCUGAGUGGCUAAUGUGACAGACUUCCAAUUAUUAUAUUUAUGUGUGUGUGUGUUUGUGUGUGUGCACCAUGUAUACAUGCAGGGCUCAGAAGACAACCUUCAAGAAGCGGCUCUCUCCCUUUAUUCAGAGGACUGAACACGGGUCAUCAGUCUUGGUGACAAGCUCCAUUACAGGAUGGGCCAGCUUUCCAGCUAUCCUGGAACUUGCUUUAUAGACCAGGCUGGCCAUGGUGGUAUAAACCUCUAAGAUCUGGACACCCUCAGCUACACAGAGCAUUCUGGGGAUAGCCAGAGCUACGUGAAACCCUGUGUUUGACUAAAACCAUAACAAAGCCUUUUCAUUUUCAGAUAAAAAUCUUGCUAAGUUGCCCAGCAGUUCCCGGACUCACUCUGAAUUCUUGAUCCUCCUGCCUCAGCCUUCUGAAAGAGCUUGAGGUUACAGCCCUGUCCAGUUUGUGGGUGACUUCUCAAAGUGGGGCUCCCCUGAGGUUUGACCUGACAGGGAAUGUCACCGGCCAUUACCCUUCCAGGCCUGCCACCCCACCCCCUCUGUGGCUCUGUUGGCCAGGACUUUGGCCUAGGACGGAGGAGCUGCCUGAUAUGAAGGAGGGGGCCUCAGAGCUAUAAAGCCGGCCAGCCCACUGGAGUUAGCGAGGACAGUCCCUUCCUGCCCAUAACAUUCAGGUCCCAGACAACAUGGGGUCUCGGUUCUUCCUGGCUCUAUUCUUGGUCCUCCUGGUGUUGGGAAACGAGGUCCAGGGGACCCAGGAAGAUGAUCCAAGCAGCCCAGCUCUGCUGGACACGAUGCAGGAGUCCUUCUUCAGUUACUGGAGCUCUGCCAGGGCGGCUGCCGAAGGCCUCUACCAGAAGACAUACCUGACCAGCGUGGAUGAGAAACUCAGGGACAUGUACAGCAAAAGCUCGGCGGCCAUGAGCACUUACGCGGGCAUUUUCACGGACCAGCUCCUUACUCUCCUCAAAGGAGAGUAGUUGCUACGCAAGCCCCAAGUUAGGGGAAAGGAAAACCGGACACCCCGCCUCUGCUCUCAUCACCUGACCAGGAUGGUUCUACAUCGCCCGGUCUCAGCAGCUCCCGUUUUCCCACUCCCAACUCUAGACCAAAUUCUUUCAGUGAAAGAAUAAAUGAGUCCAGGUUCA